AUGCGGAGAGGCGUCACCAUUUUCCUGCUCGUCACCAUAGUCGUCCUCGGCUUCGCGGUACACAGCGUGUGGACACUGCUCGGUCUUCUGAUCGCUUCUGGUCGCGAAGAUGCUAUUCUCCGCGGAGAGCUCCCUGCGCCCAACUCGAGCGCUAUCAAUGAGACGCCGCAAUUGAUUCCCAAGAUCAUUCACCAGACGUACAUCAACGAGAGCAUACCGGCGCACUGGAAGGGCCCUCAACAGAGCUGCUUGGAUCUCCACCCCGACUACGAGUACAAGCUGUGGACCGACAAGAAGUCGCGCGAGUUUAUCGCUGCUGAAUACCCAUGGUUCCUCGAGACCUUCGACGGCUACCCGUAUCCCAUUCAGCGCGCCGAUGCCAUCCGAUACUUUGUUCUGCACCACUUUGGUGGAAUCUACAUCGACCUUGACGAUGGAUGCAACCGCAGCCUCGACCCUCUCCUCGCCUACCCAGCCUGGGUCCGCCGCACAAUUCCCACCGGAAUCUCUAACGAUGCCAUGGGCGCCGUUCCUCGCCACCCCUUCUUCCUCAAGGCCAUUGACUCUCUGACCGACUACAACCGUCGCUGGCCCCUCCCCUACAUCACCGUCAUGGCAUCUACCGGUCCCCUUUUCUUGUCUCUCGUCUGGCGCCACUACAACAACGCUUCCCCAGUCGACGAAAACCGUGUCCGCAUUCUCUUCCCCGAGGAAUACAACAACCACCCUUGGUCCUUCUUCACCCACCACCUUGGCAACAGCUGGCACAGGACAGACGUCAAGAUCAUUUUCUGGCUCGCCAAGCACUGGUUGCUGGUCACGAUCCUUGGAUUCGUGGUUGGCUUCACAAUCUUGGGUAUGCUGUACAAGUUCUUUGUGCUCAACAAGCGAUCAACUGGCCCCGGCAGCCCGAAGAUGCGCCUCUUCAACCAGAGGAUGCCUUUCUACCGCCGCAUCAGCCAGAAGAGAAGCUUCGAGCUGGACGAUCGCCAUGAGGUUUAG
Alternaria burnsii is the source of this 1002-nucleotide messenger RNA. RefSeq names its product glycosyltransferase family 32 protein. The transcript is spliced from 3 exons. The record is from RefSeq and is a predicted model, not a curated record. Gene Ontology annotation, molecular function: mannosyltransferase activity. Gene Ontology annotation, biological process: mannosyl-inositol phosphorylceramide biosynthetic process. NCBI's taxonomy places the organism in Eukaryota, Fungi, Ascomycota, Dothideomycetes, Pleosporales, Pleosporaceae. The coding region runs from base 1 to 1002 and encodes 333 amino acids.